This is a messenger RNA of Aspergillus calidoustus, 711 nucleotides long. The record is from the annotation of a GenBank genome assembly. NCBI's taxonomy places the organism in Eukaryota, Fungi, Ascomycota, Eurotiomycetes, Eurotiales, Aspergillaceae.
AUGUCUUUUGCGAGCCUUCCACCGGAACUUGUGCUGCACAUUGCCGCUGCGCUCCGUGACACACGAGACAUCUUUGCGUUGAUGAGGGCAAACAGAGGUCUUUAUCGCUGGUUGAAAAAGGACCUAUACCAGUACAACAUAGACCACGAAAACAGCUCCGGACUUCUACGGGCAGUCAAAAAAGGGAAUAUGUCCGCGAUAUGUUUUUUCCUUGGGUUGGUAGGGGUGGACCUGCACGCCCGAGAUGGCGCCGGACAGACCGUUCUCCAUCUCGCCACCCAGCGACGCGAAUCGUUCUCCAUUAUGAUGCUUCUACUGCGGGACGGCCGUGUAGACAUCAAUGCGGUGGACCCGGACAGGUGGUCCCCGUUGUCGUACGCCGUACGCCGAAGGAAUCACGCCGCUGUUCGGCAGCUCCUUGAAUCCGGCGCGGACGCGGGCAUACAACACGUUGACGGAGUCACACCACUGAACAUGGCCGUAGCUCAGGGGGACGAGGAUAUAGUACGAAUUAUAUUAAAGGUCACUCCUCGUCACAGAGAAUUGUGUCUUGCUGCAUCUACUGGCCGGGCCAAUAUCGUCCAGUUGCUGCUUGAUCAUGGCGCGGAUAUCAACGAAGAAGAUUAUUACAACCAAACUCCAUUGGACCGCGCCAGGGAAGCAGGGCAUGUUGAUGUAGAGGAAAUCCUGCUGAAGCAUAGACCUUCAUAA